Molecule: messenger RNA, 1884 nt
Organism: Acanthosepion pharaonis
Lineage: Eukaryota; Metazoa; Mollusca; Cephalopoda; Sepiida; Sepiidae
Source: the annotation of a GenBank genome assembly
AUGGAACCCGAAAACAAUCUAUCUAUCUAUCUAUCUAUCUAUCUAUCUAUCUAUCUAUCUAUUCAUAUCUAUUUAUCUAUCUAUCUAUCUAUCUAUCUUUGUAUCUCAUUCUAUUCAUAUCUAUCAAUGUAUCUCAUUUUAUUCAUAUCUAUCUCUUUCUAUCCAUGUCUACCUCAUAUGUAUGUAUGUAUGUAUGUAUGUAUCUAUCUAUCUAUCUAUCUAUCUAUCUAUCUAUCUAUCUAUCUGAUUCUAUUUACAUCUGCCUAUCUCUCUAUCUAUCUAUCUAUCUAUCUAUCUAUCUAUCUAUCUAUCUAUCUCAUUCUAUUCAUAUCUAUCUAUCUAUCAAUUUAUUUCAUUUUAUUCAUAUCUAUCUCUUUCUAUCCAUAUCUACCUCAUUCUACUGAUAUCUAUCUAUCUCAUUCUAUUCAGAUCUAUCUUAUUCUGUUCAUGCAUAUCUAUCGCAGUUUCUUCAUAUCUAUCUAUCUAUCUAUCUAUCUAUCUAUCUAUCUAUCUAUCUAUCUAAAACCAUUAUCUCCCCCCCCACCACAUCUCUUGCUUGUUUCCUUUUCCCGGCAUAUUUUUCCGUUCCUCCUUCUUCUUCUGCCAUUCACUACUACCAUAAUCAUUCUUUUUUUCUUCAAUCCUUCCAUUUUGACUCCCACCAGUCACUCUCUCUCUCUCUCUCUCUCUCUCUCUCUUUCACCCCGCUCAUCAUCUCUCCAAAUCAUGAUUAAACUUUAUUUUUUGAUUAUUUCUUGUUUCCUUUCUUUCCGGACUGUCCUUCUUUUCUUCCUAACUCAAGCCGUCCCUUCUUCUGUGUCUCCUUGUAUUUCUUUCUCUCUGUUUUCUUCCUCCUUUUUUUUUAUUCCCCCGCCUCCUCUCCCCAGAUCGAUUAGAUCGAUUAGAUUCUUUUCAAUCUACACGAAACUUGUUAAAGAAGACGAAGAAGACUUUUCUUGUGGUUCAGUCGUUCAUGUUGAAUUUUCUUUCGGGUACUUACAGGAUUUAUUUAUUUACUACCAUCUUUACGUCUCCAUACUGCUUCUUUUUACUCUCUUUUAUUUCCCCUCUAUAUUUACUACAACCUUUCUCUUCUUCUUUGACCGUUUAUCGCUCUCUCUCUCUCUAUUCCACUUGGUCGCACUAGCUCUCCACUCCUUCCUCUCUAUUCAUUACAUUUCUAGAUUGCAACCUCUGUUGACGGUCUUCUCUUUCGCUUCUUGGCAGUUCUUUCUCGCUAUAAAUAACUCCUUCCACCCAUAUUUUCAGCUUCUGCUUAACAUCACGCUCAACACAUUUCCACCAUUCUUUCAUUAUUCUUUGCUUCGCUUAACGAAGAGACGACCGAUUAUUUUCUUCUUCCUUUUCUAUAUUCUUCGCUCGCUAGAGUUACCAGUUCCUCUCUUGACAAUAAACACUUCCAUCUUCUUUUCUUUCUUUCUUUCUUUCUUUCUUUCUUUCUUUCUUACAGGAGACAAUAAACAUUUCCAUCUUUCUUUCUUUCUUUCUUUCUUUCUUUCUUUCUUUCUUUCUUUCUUACAAGAGACAAUAAACACUUCCAUCUUCCCUUCUUUCUUUCUUUCUUUCUUUCUUUCUUUCUUUCUUUCUUUUUUUCUUACAGGAGACAAUAAACACUUCCAUUUUCCCUUCUUUCUUUCUUUCUUUUCUUUCUUUCUUUCUUUCUUUCUUUCUUUCUUUCUUACAGGAGACAAUAAACAUUUCCAUCUUCCUUUCUUUCUUUCUUUCUUUCUUUCUUUUUUUCUUACAAGAGACAAUAAACACUUCCAUCUUCCCUUCUUUCUUUCUUUCUUUCUUACAGGAGACAUUAAACACUUCCAUUUUCCCUUCUUUCUUUCUUUCUUUCUUUCUUACAGGAGACAAUAA